This is a messenger RNA of Olea europaea var. sylvestris, 925 nucleotides long. Its product is annotated as 60S ribosomal protein L11. Gene Ontology annotation, cellular component: ribosome; cytosolic large ribosomal subunit. The record is from RefSeq and is a predicted model, not a curated record. Bases 124 to 672 code for a protein of 182 amino acids. Gene Ontology annotation, molecular function: RNA binding; structural constituent of ribosome. NCBI's taxonomy places the organism in Eukaryota, Viridiplantae, Streptophyta, Magnoliopsida, Lamiales, Oleaceae. Gene Ontology annotation, biological process: translation. The transcript is spliced from 5 exons.
CACUCCAAAUCCGCUUCUCAUAUUAAUUAGAGUUUUAUAUGUAGUCCCCCACCUCAGCUUCUUUCAUUUUGCCACUGUAACUAUCGAGCAGCGCUGCCGUCAUCUACCCGCCACUCCACCGCCAUGGCGUCAGAGAAGAAACUGUCGAAUCCGAUGAGAGAGAUCAAGGUUCAGAAACUCGUUCUCAACAUUUCCGUCGGCGAGAGCGGAGAUCGUCUCACCAGAGCCGCUAAGGUCCUCGAACAGCUCAGUGGACAAUCCCCUGUUUUCUCGAAGGCAAGAUACACCGUGCGGUCCUUUGGUAUCAGACGUAAUGAAAAGAUUGCGUGCUAUGUCACAGUUAGGGGCGAUAAGGCAAUGCAGCUCCUUGAGAGUGGGUUAAAGGUCAAGGAAUAUGAACUGUUGAGAAGAAACUUCAGUGAAACUGGCUGUUUUGGCUUUGGUAUCCAAGAGCACAUUGAUCUUGGCAUCAAGUAUGACCCUUCAACUGGUAUCUAUGGUAUGGAUUUCUAUGUUGUCUUGGAGCGCCCUGGUUAUCGUGUGGGGCGUCGUCGUAGGUGCAAGUCACGCGUUGGAAUCCAGCACAGGGUCACAAAGGAAGAUGCAAUGAAGUGGUUCCAGGUGAAAUAUGAAGGUGUUAUUCUCAACAAGUCCUCCAACAUUGCAAGUUAGUUUGAUAGCACCGUUGGGACUAUCCUAUCAAAGCUUUAAAGUCUGCAUUUUUCUCGACCGAGAUUUGUUACUUUUUGAGCCCAAAUUUUUGGAGAACUACUUUUACGUGUUUUGCAGAAGAGUUGAUCUUUUCUCUGAGGUUAAUUUAGUUGUAUUAUUAUCAGUUAAUAUGGCUUUUGAAAUGUGACGUCAAUGGCGAUCACUGGCAUGCUUUGACCUUAUGAUGAAACCUUUGAUUUUUCGUUUCCAAACA